Meira miltonrushii is the source of this 1389-nucleotide messenger RNA. RefSeq lists its product as uncharacterized. The coding region runs from base 1 to 1389 and encodes 462 amino acids. The record is from RefSeq and is a predicted model, not a curated record. Lineage: Eukaryota; Fungi; Basidiomycota; Exobasidiomycetes; Exobasidiales; Brachybasidiaceae. The transcript has a single exon.
AUGAUGAAGCCGGCCUUCGCAAACAUUCUUGCUCUUUUGACUAUUGCUUUGGCAUUGAUUGCCAACAAUGACAAUGGUAUGGUUCAAGGUAGAUUGGAAAACCGUAAUUUGAUCAAAGUCGUUAAACGUGGAUUUGCAGAUGCAGGUGAAGAUCAACUGGUUAAACGUUUCCAUCCAUUGCAUGCUGGUAUGCCAAUGGGUCCGCCUCCUGCUGCUGAAAAGCGUGAUGUAAAUGAAGACGCUGAAGAUCAAUUCGUCAAACGUUACCAUCCAAUGCAUGGUGGUAUGCCAAUGGGUCCUCCUCCUGCUGCUGAAAAGCGUGAUGUAAAUGAAGACGCUGAAGAUCAAUUUGUCAAACGUUACCAUCCAAUGCAUGCUGGUAUGCCAAUGGGUCCUCCUCCUGCUGCUGAAAAGCGUGAUGUACAUGAAGACGCUGAAGAUCAAUUCGUCAAACGAUUCCACAACGGAGGCCCUGAACCAUUCCUUCCUUCAGCCGCUGCUAAACGCAGUGUUGAUGAAGAAAUUGAUACGGUUCAAUUUGUUAAACGUUUCCCUCCUGGACCUCCGGGUGGUUUCCAUAUGCCAAUGGGACCUGCCCCUGCUGCAGAAAAGCGUAGCAUUGAAGAUGAAACUGCCAACGAAGCACCUUUUCAAAAGCGUUGUGGUGGCGGAAUGGGAGGUCCUCCUCAAAAGCGAGGCCUCGAUUCUGAAAGUGGUGAAGAACCUUUCGUCAAGCGUUGCGGUGGCGGAAUGGGUGGGCCACCUCAAAAGCGUGGCCUCGAUUCUGAAAGUGGUGAGGAGCCUUUCGUCAAACGUUGUGGUGGCGGAAUGGGAGGUCCUCCUCAAAAGCGUGGCCUCGAUUCUGAAAGUGGUGAAGAACCUUUCGUCAAACGCUGUGGUGGUGGCGGAAUGGGUGGCCCACCUCAAAAGCGUGGCUUGAAUGAUGAAGUGAAUGAGUCCAAUGGUGAAGGUUUCGUUAAGCGACAUGCACACAAUGCAGGUGGUCCCCCUUCCAAACGUGAUGUCGUUCAAGAAACCAAUGGUGAAGGUUUUGUUAAGAGACAUGCACACAACGCAGGUGGUCCCCCUUCGAAACGUGAUGUUGCUCAAGAAACCAAUAGUAAAGGUUUUGUUAAACGUCACGCACACAAUGCCGGAGGCCCUCCAGACAAACGUAGUAUUGUGGCUGAAGUAGGUUUUGUUAAACGUCACGCACACAAUGCCGGAGGCCCUCCAGACAAACGUAGUAUUGUGGCUGAAGUAGGUUUUGUUAAACGUCACGCACACAAUGCCGGAGGCCCUCCAGACAAACGUAGUAUUGUGGCUGAAGUUGAUGGUGAAUCAACAUUCGUCAAACGUCAUGCUCCCAAUGCUGGUGGACCUCCCUGA